AUGGCGACCGCAGCGCCGCCGUCGGUACCGGCGAUCCGUCUGUCGAGCGGCUACGACAUGCCGGUGGUGGGGAUGGGCGUGUGGCGCGCCGACAAGGGCCGGCUCGGCGCGCUUAUCAAGGACGCCGUGUCGCUCGGGUACCGCCACUUCGACUGCGCGGCGGACUACGGCAACGAGGCGGAGGUGGGGGAGGCGCUAUCCUCGGUGCUGGAGGCGGGCGAGGUAAAGCGAGAGGAGCUGUUCGUGACGAGCAAGCUGUGGAACAGCGACCACGCUCACGUGCGCGCGGCGUGCGAGCAGUCCUUAAAAGACCUCCGUCUUGACUACCUGGACCUCUAUCUCGUGCACUUCCCCAUCGCCACCAAACACACCGGCAUAGGCAGCACGAGCAGUGCGAUGGGCGAGGAUGGCGUGUUGGACAUAGACAUCUCAGUGCCUCUGCACGACGUGUGGCGCCACAUGGAGGCGCUGGUCAAGGAUGGCCUCGUGCGCUCCAUCGGCAUCAGCAACUACGACGUGUACCUGACGCGGGACUGUCUGGUGUACAGCAGCGCAGUGAGGCCGGCAGUGAACCAGGUGGAGACGCACCCCUUCUUCCAGCGCGCCUCGCUGCUGCGCUUCUGCGCCAAGCACGGCGUCACCCUCACCGCCCACACGCCUCUGGGUGGCGGCGCUGCCAACGAGGAGCUCUUCAAGUCCAAGUCGCCGCUCACAGACCCCGUUGUGCUCGAGCUGGCUGCGAAGCACAGCAAGACAGCGGCGCAGGUGGUGCUGCGGUGGGGAGUGCAGCGCAACACGGUGGUCAUUCCCAAGUCCAACCGUACCGACCGCCUGGCGGAGAACAUUGCCAUCUUCGACUUCGAGCUCGAUGCUCACGACAUGGCCCGGAUGGAGGCGCUUGAUGCUAAGGCUAGGAGCAACAACCCCGCUCCAUUCUGGGGCAUCGAUUUGUAUGCUUAG
Closterium sp. Naga37s-1 is the source of this 960-nucleotide messenger RNA. Lineage: Eukaryota; Viridiplantae; Streptophyta; Zygnematophyceae; Desmidiales; Closteriaceae. The record is from the annotation of a GenBank genome assembly.